UAACUAAACCUUCUUCAAUCAUUGAACCGUCUACACAAUUUAAUACUAAUGAAAUACCACCUGUUAUUAAUACAUGCGUGACCGACCCUUCUAUAACAACUAAUCCACAUGUACAAACCAGCUCUGGCAAAAAAUCUUCUGUUAUUAAACCAUCUACUACUAAAUCUUCGUUGAUAGCUAAACCGUAUUUACGAACUAGAAGCAAAUGCAAAUUAACAGAUUUAUCAAAAGAAAUGUUGACUAAUCCAGAUACAUUGGAUAGAUCUUCUUCUACCUCUUCUGAUCAUCAGCUUGAAUAA
Messenger RNA from Racocetra fulgida, 299 nucleotides. The record is from the annotation of a GenBank genome assembly. NCBI's taxonomy places the organism in Eukaryota, Fungi, Glomeromycota, Glomeromycetes, Diversisporales, Gigasporaceae.